Elgaria multicarinata webbii is the source of this 3538-nucleotide messenger RNA. RefSeq names its product ankyrin repeat and BTB domain containing 3 (gene ABTB3). Gene Ontology annotation, molecular function: protein heterodimerization activity. Bases 43 to 3498 code for a protein of 1151 amino acids. NCBI's taxonomy places the organism in Eukaryota, Metazoa, Chordata, Lepidosauria, Squamata, Anguidae. Gene Ontology annotation, biological process: SMAD protein signal transduction. The record is from RefSeq and is a predicted model, not a curated record. The transcript has 17 exons.
UUCCGAAAAGUUUUCCCUGUUGGUGCAGCAUGAAGUGCAGCGAUGGCAAGGAGAGGUAAGACGGUGGUGAGGACGCUGGAAGAUCUGACGCUGGACUCGGGUUAUGGUGGCGCGGCGGACUCGGUCCGCUCCUCCAACUUGUCCCUGUGCUGCUCCGAUUCCCCCCACGCGGCUUACCCCUAUGGAGGAAACGGCUGGCAGGCGCAGCAGCAGCAGCAGCAACAGCAGCAGCAUCUAACUGGCUCCAUGCACAGUCGACACAACAGCUUCGACACCGUCAACACUGUCCUGGUGGAAGACUCCGAAGGGCUGGACUGCUCCGGGCAGCACUGUUCCAGGCUGCUGCCUGACCUUGACGAGGUCCCCUGGAGCUUGGACGAGGUGGAGGCGCUCCUGCUGCUGCAGCGCAAGGAGUCCAGGGGGCUGGGGGUGGCCGCCGCCGCCAGCUCCAGCAGCGCCAACAGCUCCACCACCCUGAGCAGCAGCAGCGGCGGCGGCGGCGGCGGCGGCGGCCCGCCUUCCAAAGAUGCCUUGGCCCGGCUCUCAGCUUUGGUCAGCCGGGCACUGGUCCGCCUGGCCCGGGAGGCGCAGAGGCUGAGCCUGCGCUUCGCCAAAUGCACCAAGUACGAGGUGCAGAGCGCCAUGGAGAUCGUCUUGGGUUGGAGCCUGGCGUCCAGCUGCACGGCGGCCGCGCUGGGCGCCCUGUCGCUCUACAACAUGAGCAGCAGCGGCGGCGACCGCUUCAGCCGGGGCAAGUCGACCCGAUGUGGCCUCACCUUCUCGGUGGGCAAGUUCUACCGCUGGAUGGUGGACAGCCGGGUGGCCGUGCGCAUCCACGAGCACGCCGCCAUCUACCUGACCGCCUGCGUGGAGAACCUCUUCCGAGAGAUCUACGGCAGGGUCCAGCAGCUCGGCGCUUUGGCGCCGCCGCCGCCACAGCAACACCUCCACCACCAUCACCAGACACAACAGCAGCAGCAGCAGCCGCCGCAGCAGCACCCAAACAACCCCGCUCAGCAGCAACCGCCGCCGCUGCCGCCCCACCACCACAGGGGCCCGUGCUCUAGCACCGGCUCUGGCGCUACCUCUGCUGUUCUGCCUCCUCCUCCUGCAGCUGCUGCAGACAACAAGGACAGGGAGAGUAACAGCAGCGGCAGCAACGCCACCUCCGCGGCCACCACUGCCGCCGCCGCCGCCGCCGCCAACGACGCGCCAAAGUUUACGCUCGAGUCUCUGGAGCAGACGGUCAACAACGACUCGGAGCUCUGGGGGCUGCUACAAGCCUACCAGCACCUCAUCUGCGGGAAAAACGCCAGCGGUGUUCCUUGCUUGCCAGAAAGUCUGAAUCUUCACAAAGACCAGCAAAGGUCAAAUAAGCCGGGGGAAGUCCAGAUGUUCAGCCAAUCAGAGUUACGGACCAUCGAGCAGUCGUUACUUGCGACGCGUGUGGGAAGCAUUGCAGAGCUGAGUGACCUGGUGUCUCGAGCAAUGCAUCACCUGCAGCCGCUCAGCGCAAAGCAGCAUAGCAACAGCACUCCCAUGCACCACAAGCAGGGGUCGCUCUACUGGGAACCAGAGGCUUUGUACACGCUCUGUUAUUUUAUGCAUUGCCCUCAGAUGGAAUGGGAGAACCCGAAUGUGGAGCCGUCCAAAGUCACCCUACAGACGGAAAGGCCUUUCAUUGUGCUGCCACCUCUGAUGGAAUGGAUAAGAGUAGCUCUGGCUCACGCAGGGCACCGCCGCAGUUUCUCCGUGGAUAGCGAUGAUGUACGGCAAGCAGCCAGGCUUUUGCUACCGGGAGUUGACUGUGAGCCUCGGCAGUUAAAAAUUGACGACUGCUUCUGUGCUUCUCGGAAACUGGACGCAGUAGCCACGGAAGCAAAAUUCAAGCAGGACCUGGGGUUCCGAAUGUUGACCUGUGGCCGGACAGAUCUGGUCAAACAGGCCAUAUCUUUGCUGGGACCAGAUGGAAUUAACAGCAUGAGCGAACAGGGCAUGACUCCACUGAUGUAUGCUUGCGUGAGGGGUGAUGAGGCCAUGGUUCAGAUGUUGCUGGAUGCAGGAGCAGAUCUAAAUGCAGAGGUUGUCAGUACUCCUCAUAAAUAUCCAUCCGUCCACCCCGAGACCCGCCAUUGGACCGCUCUGACAUUUGCUGUGUUGCAUGGACAUAUUCCUGUAGUUCAGCUGUUACUGGAUGCGGGAGCCAAAGUAGAAGGUUCUUUGGAACACGGUGACGAAAACUAUUCGGAAACUCCCUUGCAACUGGCAGCAGCUGCUGGAAAUUUUGAGCUGGUCAGUCUGCUUUUGGAGCGAGGCGCUGACCCCAUGAUUGGAACCAUGUACAGGAAUGGCAUUUCCAUGACUCCUCAAGGUGAUAUGAACUCCUUCAGCCAAGCUGCUGCCCAUGGACACAGAAACGUGUUUCGUAAGCUGCUUGCUCAGCCAGAGAAGGAGAAGAGUGAUAUCCUGUCCCUGGAGGAGAUACUGGCCGAGGGAACCGACUUGGCAGACAGCGCGCCAGCUCCUUUGUGUGCCACCCGCAACAGCAAAGCCAGGCUUAAAGCUUUGAAAGAGGCGAUGUAUCACAGUGCCGAACACGGAUACGUGGAUGUGACCAUCGACAUCAGGAGCAUAGGUGUCCCAUGGACUCUCCAUACGUGGCUGGAGUCCUUGCGAACUGCUUUUCAACAACACAGACGACCUCUCAUCCAGUGCUUGCUGAAAGAAUUUAAAUCUAUUCAGGAGGAAGAAUAUACUGAAGAACUCGUCACACAAGGGUUGCCUUUGAUGAUUGAGAUCUUGAAGGCAAGCAAGAACGAAGUGAUAAGUCAACAACUGGCUGUCAUUUUCACCCAUUGCUAUGGACCCUAUCCUAUUCCCAAGCUUAUUGAAAUCAAACGCAAGCAGACCUCUCGUUUAGAUCCUCAUUUUCUUAACAAUAAGGAAAUGUCAGAUGUUACAUUCCUUGUGGAAGGAAGGCCGUUUUAUGCACACAGAGUAUUACUGUUUACUGCAUCUCCCAGGUUUAAAGCCCUCUUGUCCACCAAACCUACAUCUGACAGCACUUUUAUUGAGAUCAGCUAUGUGAAGUAUCCCAUUUUCCAGCUUAUUAUGCAGUAUCUGUACUACGGAGGCGCAGAGUCACUUCUCAUUAAAAACAAUGAAAUCAUGGAGCUUCUCUCCGCUGCUAAAUUUUUCCAGCUUGAAGCAUUGCAACGACACUGUGAGAUCAUCUGCGCCAAAAGUAUCAACACAGAAAAUUGUGUGGAUAUUUAUAACCAUGCCAAGUUUCUUGGAGUCACAGAACUAGCUUCCUAUUGUGAGGGUUACUUUCUGAAAAAUAUGAUGGUUCUCAUUGAAAAUGAAGCUUUCAAACAGCUGCUAUAUGAUAAGAACGGAGACUCGUCUGGCCAAAACGUACUCCAGGAUUUACAGAGGACGUUGGCAGCACGGAUCCAGUCGAUUCAUUUGUCAUCGUCAAAAGGCUCCAUUGUAUAGAGUUCAGAAAGGAACGGCUUGAUGUUUCGGGAAAGACACU